GGCCUGAACACCAAGUCGGGGAUUGGAUUUCUGACACCAGCGCGUCAGCCUGAUCGCAACAGUACCAAACACCGUCAUCUAAUCAUUCCAUGCAUUUCCCUGGCUUUCUCCGCAAGCCACAAAUAUGAUUCUUAUAUGUAAAUGUAGCGUACAGAAUGGCCUACAAGAAGGAAGCUUGUUCAUAUCUCCAACUAAUAUUUUUGCUUUUAUAAGAGAUUAAACAUACUUCUUUGAUGUGAAUAUUACUUAUAGAGCUUUCCACAUACGGCAGACAGUCUGUCUGCUG
This is a messenger RNA of Staurois parvus, 286 nucleotides long. The record is from the annotation of a GenBank genome assembly. Lineage: Eukaryota; Metazoa; Chordata; Amphibia; Anura; Ranidae.